UCCGCUUGUUCCCUCCCCGGACUGCGGGCGCACCGGAGCGCAAUGGAGGGACCAGACAGCCCUGGGGGCCCUGCCGGGGACCCCGGCGCACGCUCCAGCUGCCAGCCAGGAGCCAGGAAUGGGGAUCAGGGCGCCCCCGGUCCCCAGGCGCCCCCUCGGUUCUGGGGCGGGAUCCGCGUCGGGGACGCUCCAGGUCCCUUCCACGCGGGGUCAGCGGUGCGUCCCGGCCUCCCCGGCGCCAUGCGCUACAAGUCCGUGUUGUAACUACUGGGUCUCAUCAUCUCCCUGUCGCGCCUGGGGUGCUUUUAAUCCCACAUGCUGCCUUUUGAAAUGGACUCUUGGUGGGUUCUACUCAGUCUCAGUUUGCUUCUGAGGACUUCGGGGUUCCAAGCAGCAAAUGCCUCUAAACCCAAUAUUCUACUGAUAAUGGCAGAUGAUCUUGGCAUUGGGGAUCUUGGUUGCUAUGGAAACAAUACCCUGAGGACACCCAAUAUCGACCGGCUUGCAGAGGAAGGCAUGAGGCUCACCCAGCACUUGGCGGCCGCCCCCCUGUGCACCCCGAGCAGAUCUUCCUUCCUCACGGGGAGGCACUCCUUCAGAUCAGGCAUGGAAGCCCAUGAUGGGUACCGCGCCCUCCAGUGGAACGGGGGAUCGGGUGGACUCCCCGAGAAUGAAACCACGUUUGCAAGAAUCCUGCAGCAACAAGGUUAUGCAACCGGCCUCAUAGGGAAAUGGCACCAGGGCGUAAAUUGUGAAUCCCGCAAUGACCACUGCCACCACCCACUGAACCACGGAUUUGACUAUUUCUAUGGCAUGCCUUUCACGCUUGUGAAUGACUGUGACCCAGGCAGGCCCCCGGAAGUGGACGCCAGCACGAGAGCGAGGCUGUGGUUUUACACCCAGGUGGCGGCAUUGGGAGUGCUGACCGUUGCUCUUGGCAAGAUUUGGGGGUUAAUCUCUGUGCCCUGGAAAGCGGUCCUGGGUGCGGCCAGCCUCGUCUUCCUCUUUUUUGUCUCCUGGUAUGCCAGCUUCGGGUUUGUGCGUCGUUGGAACUGUAUCCUGAUGAGAAACCAUGACGUCACUGAGCAGCCCAUGGUUUUGGAAAGAACCGCGCGUCUCAUGCUACGGGAGGCAGUUUCCUAUAUUGAAAGAAAUAAGCACAGGCCAUUCCUCCUCUUUGUGUCCUUGCUACACGUGCACAUCCCCCUGGUCACCACAAAACAGUUUCUCGGGAAAAGCCAGCACGGCUUAUAUGGCGACAACGUUGAGGAGAUGGAUUGGCUGGUAGGUGAAAUCCUUCAGGCCAUUGAAGAAAACGGUCUGAAAAACACGACAUUCACGUAUUUUACCUCUGAUCACGGAGGACAUUUGGAGGCAAGAGACGAACGCGGCCAGCUGGGGGGAUGGAAUGGAAUAUUCAGAGGUGGCAAAGGGAUGGGGGGCUGGGAAGGCGGCAUCCGCGUCCCGGGGAUCUUCCGGUGGCCUGGGGUGCUGCCGGCCGGCCGAGCGAUCCACGAGCCCACCAGUCUGAUGGAUGUCUUCCCCACCGUGGUCGAGCUGGGGGGCGGCCACGUGCCCCAGGACAGGGUGAUCGAUGGCCGUAGCCUGGUGCCCUUGUUGCAAGGGACUGCCGAGCACUCAGCACACGAAUUCCUGUUUCAUUACUGUGGGAAGUAUCUGCACGCAGCACGCUGGCACGAUAAAGACAGCGGAAGACUCUGGAAGGUUCACUAUAUGACACCGCGAUUCCACCCCAAGGGGGCGGGGGCCUGCCACGGCCAAGGUGUGUGCCCCUGCUCCGGGGACGGCGUGACCCAGCACAGCCCGCCUCUGCUCUUCGACCUGUCCAGGGACCCUUCGGAGACGCGGCCCCUGUCCCCUGGCUUGGAGCCCCGGUACCACGCGGUGCUGGCGCGGGUGCACGAGGCGUUGGAACGGCACAGGAGGACCCUGAGUCCUGUGCCCCCCCAGUUUUCCCUGGGCAACAUCGUCUGGAAACCGUGGCUGCAGCCGUGCUGCGGAACCUUCCCCUUAUGCGCGUGCACGCAGGACGGAGACCCCAGCGAGGCGUGACCUCACCCUCGGCCACGGUGCCCGUCAUCCAACACAGGUUGGCGAUGGGGUGCAGAGAAAGGAGCGCUCGUGCACCGUUGCUGGGAAUGCAGACUGGUGCAGCCACCCUGGACAACAGGAAGGCGGUUCUUCAAAGAGUUAAAAGCAUACAUGCCCUACAGUCUAGUGAUCGCGGUGUUGCAUCCACACGACUCCUGAAACAGAAUGCUACAGGCACCAAUGACAGUCACCACAAAGUUUAUUACAAUGAGAGGCAAGGCCGACCGAUAGAGAC
This is a messenger RNA of Herpailurus yagouaroundi (jaguarundi), 2347 nucleotides long. RefSeq names its product arylsulfatase D (gene ARSD). The record is from RefSeq and is a predicted model, not a curated record. The coding region runs from base 316 to 2073 and encodes 585 amino acids. Gene Ontology annotation, molecular function: arylsulfatase activity. NCBI's taxonomy places the organism in Eukaryota, Metazoa, Chordata, Mammalia, Carnivora, Felidae. The transcript is spliced from 10 exons.